Penicillium canescens is the source of this 717-nucleotide messenger RNA. RefSeq lists its product as uncharacterized. The record is from RefSeq and is a predicted model, not a curated record. The coding region runs from base 1 to 717 and encodes 238 amino acids. NCBI's taxonomy places the organism in Eukaryota, Fungi, Ascomycota, Eurotiomycetes, Eurotiales, Aspergillaceae. The transcript has a single exon.
AUGUCCAUGGAUUCUCGGCGUUCCAUGCAAUACCCCCAUAACCGCAAGGCAAGCGAAUCGGGUCUUGAGAACCGGCCUCGUCGGUUCUCCCUUCUUCCCCAAUCGUUCUCCUUCCGAGGCUUCUCCACCGGCCGAGCUCAGACACCCGAUGAACAAUCAGACAAUUCUCGCCCUGUCGAGUCUCGUGGUCAACAACGGCCAGCUACAGGCCCUGCAGGCCCUGCAGGCCCUGGAGAAGGUCGGGCUCGCUCGACAAGCUAUGGCGCUCAAGAUGCCAUGGGCAUGGUUAGAGAGGGACCUGGAGAGGAUGCCCAGGUUGAAAACGAGCCUCUCAGCUAUGAAGCCCAAAUCGAUCGGCAAUUCGCAGACCUGGGCACUCAAUUCGACCAGCAGCAGGAUUCCUUCGGUAUGCCGUCGGCUGAACAGGUUUACCAAAACUCUCGAGAUCAAUACUCUGGCAAUCAUUAUGGCUACCAAUCUAAGCCCAACUACUACGACGACUACAAUGGCACUUAUGACAGCUUGCCUCGCCAGUCAAUGCAGGCUGGCCGCCCAGGACGUGGACCGAACGUCUUGCAAAAGAACCACCGCAAAUUCGCCGAUGCCUACGAAUAUGAGCGGGACGGAUCUCAUCAUUCUGGCAGUUCUGGUGCAGCACGCAAAGUCAUGGAUUUCUUCCGCAGACGUGCCAAGUCUAGAGCCGGUGAUGAACGUUGA